Messenger RNA from Scaptodrosophila lebanonensis, 369 nucleotides. It is a transcript of the gene mRpS21, whose product is annotated as 28S ribosomal protein S21, mitochondrial. Bases 66 to 329 code for a protein of 87 amino acids. Gene Ontology annotation, cellular component: ribosome. Gene Ontology annotation, molecular function: structural constituent of ribosome. The record is from RefSeq and is a predicted model, not a curated record. The transcript has 2 exons. Lineage: Eukaryota; Metazoa; Arthropoda; Insecta; Diptera; Drosophilidae. Gene Ontology annotation, biological process: translation.
AACACAGAGCACGAGCCGGACAAGUUAAAGUUAACAAAUUCUGUUUAUUUAUAAGUAAAAAUCAAAUGCGACACGCACAAUUUCUGGCCCGCACUGUUAUGGUGCAAAACAACAACGUAGAGGAGGCAUGCCGCCUACUUAAUCGUGUGCUUGGCAAAGAGGAAAUAUUCGAUCAAUUUCGACGCACGCGAUUCUAUGAAAAACCCUUCCAGGUUCGGCGCCGUGUCAAUUUUGAGAAAUGUAAAGCCAUAUACAACGAGGAUAUGAAUCGUAAAAUUCAAUUCGUCCUUCGAAAGAAUCGCACUGAACCAUUUCCUGGCUGCAGCUAGAAGUCUUAAAUGCAAUAAAAUAAAAUAAAACAUUCAAAAA